CUCAAUAAAGCGAACAAGUCAUCAAGGUAGAAACGGGAGUGAGGUGCUAGGGUUUUGGCGAGACUUGUUGGCUCUUCUGAACGUUGCAGGUCUUCUCCUCCUUCCAUCUCCACCAAGGGGUGACCACAAGAGAACACAUCUCAAGCAAGGCGAAAUGGGAAAGGGUACGGGAAGCUUCGGUAAGAGGAGGAACAAAACCCAUACACUCUGCAAUCGUUGCGGACGCCGCAGCUUUCAUCUCCAGAAGAGCCGUUGUGCUGCCUGUGGAUUCCCCUCUGCUCGCAUUCGCAAAUAUAACUGGAGUGUGAAGGCUAUUAGAAGGAAGACUACUGGAACUGGAAGAAUGAGGUAUCUCCGUCAUGUGCCUCGAAGGUUCAAAAGCAACUUUAGAGAAGGAAGUGAAGCACCUCCAAGGAGCAAAGGUCAUCAGAAAUCAUAGAAACAAUGGCAUAGGAGAAACAUAAUUUUGCAGUUUGUUAUUUAGCAGUUGAAGCCUUCUGUUAAUUGUUUUGCACAACAACAAUUUCAAUUAAAUCAUGGAUUUUGAAUAGUUGGAUAAACUGUCUUCUCAGAUCUGUUUC
Molecule: messenger RNA, 581 nt
Organism: Telopea speciosissima
Lineage: Eukaryota; Viridiplantae; Streptophyta; Magnoliopsida; Proteales; Proteaceae
Product: 60S ribosomal protein L37-3-like
Exons: 4
Coding region: 155-439 (94 amino acids)
Biological process (GO): translation
Cellular component (GO): ribosome; cytosolic large ribosomal subunit
Molecular function (GO): RNA binding; structural constituent of ribosome
Source: RefSeq, a predicted model, not a curated record